AUGCUCCGCCAGGUUGUUCGAGGAGCUCGGUGGUAUUAUACGGCUCGCAGCCCGUCGAUUCCCCGACGUUCCUUUUCCGCUGUGACCGCGCGCCGUCUCGACUUUGGCGGGCCAAACGACAAAGUUAACUUCUACGAACAAGAUGGCAAGAAGCGACGCAAGAUUGACCCCGAAGCCGAGGAUAAUGAGGAAAGAGAAGAGGUUGAGCAGGAGCUGGCGAAGCUUGAAGAAGAACUCAAGGAGUUAGAGAAAGGGCCUUUCGACCCCGACAGCCCUUUUAUCCAAAGUUUGCCAGAGAACGACCGGAAGAUUGCCCUGGAGGCCCUACGGAAAUAUGACGAAGAGAACCCUGCAGAACCGCAACCUUCGCUAAACGAUGUAUUCGAUGGGGAAUUGGAUAUUAUGCUGAAGGAGGAAUUCCACGGAAUGGCGCUGGAGGAAGAGAAUUGGCAAGAUGGCGCCAGACAGCGUCGGAGGCUGGCUACCAAGAAGUUCGCUGAGGCAAAGCUCGAAGGCCCCGAUUCUCAUCCUUACGCCAUUCGAUUGAAGAACUCGCUACAACGAUAUACUGCAAAUGGAGCGGACGAACGCGCCAGGCAGGAGGUAUGGAAGUGCUAUCGCCGGUGCAAACAGGCCAUUCCAGGCUUCCUCGAUGCGCUUCCAGCAGAAGCUAUGGACAUAGUAUGGGAAUCACAAGCUACCGACAAUUCAGCCAAAUCCGCGCGAUCAACACACCUCCAAACCCUCGUUCAAGACGCAGCCGCUAUCGACAAACCUCUCUCCACACCCCAGAUCCUCUCCUAUAUCAAAGUUCUGAACGAUGGUGGUGAUCCUGGAAAAGCAUUGGAACAGUGGGAAGCUUAUCAAACCAAGUUAUCUCAAACGAAGGAAGACCUGGAAGAAUACUGGAUGCUUGGUGUACGAUUAUUCGCGGCUGAAAACAACCCUCAACGAGCCCAGGAUAUCGCAUUGGCUUUUCUUUCGAAUGACAACACCCGCCAACCACGAGUGCUGAUACCAGUCAUUACAGCCUGGGGAAGGUUCCCAGGGGCAGAAGCCGAGGUCAAAGCAUGGGCCCUAUAUCUACAACUGAAGACAUUCUUGGGUCCAGACAUGACAAUGGAAGACUAUGAUAAAGUCAGCAUUAGUCUUCUUACAGCCGGUCGAUUGGAUACUGCAGUCGCCAUUUUCAAGGACAUGAUGGUGACUGGGCAAGACCCAGCCAACGAUUCCACGGCUCUUUACAAAGCAGCUCUCGGCCUGGCUGGUAAUCUCCAUGCUUCAAGCAUCGACGAGAAAGCGGUCAACAAGGUGUCUCUUUCGGCACUCACACUCUUACCCCGUCGGUUCCAAAAUCGAUUCUUUUAUGCAAGCUGGAUGAAAAAGCUUAUUGGAAUGGGCCAGGUUGACUCGGCUGCCCUGGUAAUCGAGCUUAUGUACGAGCGUGGGAUCAAGCCAGAUAACAAGCAUCUGAAUGGAAUAAUGGCCGGUUGGCUCCGCGAGGGCAACGCCGCUUCGCGAGACAAGGCCGAGCGACUUGGAUGGGCCAUGAUCCAACACCGAAUCGAUGCCCCUCAGCUUGAAGCGAAUCAAGUGGUGACCGAUCCCAGCCGGAUACCGAAAUUCCUGAAGCGGGAAGUACCUUCUGCCGGUAUCGAAACCUUUUCCAUUCUGCUUCUUCACUAUACCCGUCGAGGCGAUGACGACAUGGUGAAAUACCUGGUCAAAUGCCUUGGGGAUGCCCAAAUCCAGCCAAAUGCAUACUUCAUGAAUCAUCUGCUCUAUGCGGAUCUCCGGAAACAAGACAUCAGAUCUCUGUGGUCAAAGUUCCAAAAGAUGUCUGUCAGUGUCCGACCCGAUCUCGAGACAUACGCUUGUCUAUGGGAUUGUGCCAAGAUUCAAUACGAUCGCGGGCGCACUGCGUUUGAUGCCGGCUUCCCAUCUGCUCGUGAGCUAUAUGCCAAUAUGAUCAAAUGGUAUUCAAAGCUUCCUUCGCGUGCCCGACAAGAGACGAUGUCGCAGUUCUCGAAGGAUCUAUAUGACCAGAUUGUACGCUGCUUCUGUCUGUCAAAAGAUGUUUCCGGUACACUCGUUGCUUUGCAUUCUAUGCGAGCAAUGUUCGGUUAUACACCAGAUGAUACUACUGCCCGCAUGAUAGUCUUGCAGGUAGCCCGCUUAGCAAGCGUUCCAACUGAUACCCCCAAGCGCCGCCUUCGCCGCUUAUCCUCAACACCCCGAAGCAAAGAGAGCAUCACCCAAGUUACCCGCCUACUCGAGAUGCUUGGCGAACGUAAAUCCAUGGCUUUGCGUACGCAAGGAUUGAGUGUUGAUCAGCUUGACCCUCACGAAAAGCAACAGUAUCAGCUUGAGAUCAUGGCUAAUCUGCUGCGUAUUGUUCUGAGUCGUGCAGAAAGUCUUGAUCCCGCUCGAGUGGAAGAAAAGCUUGCCAUUGCUGCAGCGGAGAUGCAAGUUGGAAAUAUCGAUCUCGGUCCGCCUCUCGGGGUGAAUGACAGCCAACUGCUUUAA
This is a messenger RNA of Penicillium cosmopolitanum, 2526 nucleotides long. Its product is annotated as pentatricopeptide repeat protein. Bases 1 to 2526 code for a protein of 841 amino acids. The transcript is spliced from 2 exons. NCBI's taxonomy places the organism in Eukaryota, Fungi, Ascomycota, Eurotiomycetes, Eurotiales, Aspergillaceae. Gene Ontology annotation, molecular function: protein binding. The record is from RefSeq and is a predicted model, not a curated record.